GCGGCGGGGGGGGGGCUAAGGGACCGAUUCCGGGAGAAGCUGCAGGGGGCUCAGGUCCAGCUGUGCCCGGCAGACCCACGUGCUGUGCUGAUGGGUGAGAGCUGGAGGAAAACCACGGAGGAGAUCGGCACCGUCUAUGACAUCAAGGAGAAACUUGGGGCGGGGGCCUUCUCGGAGGUGUUCCUGGCCCAGGAUCGGGGCUCCCAGCGGCUGGUGGCUCUGAAGUGUAUCCCCAAGAAGGCGCUGCGGGGCAAGGAGGUGGCUGUGGAGAAUGAAAUCGCCGUGCUCAGGAAGGUCCAUCAUGAGAACAUUGUGGCUCUGGAGAACAUCCAUGAAACUCCCACGCACCUGUACCUGGCCAUGCAGCUGGUGACGGGGGGGGAGCUGUUUGACCGGAUCGUCGAGCGGGGGCACUACACGGAGCGGGACGCCAGCCGCCUCGUCCGGCAGGUGCUAGAGGCCGUGAGCUACCUGCACCAGCUGGGGAUCGUGCACCGCGACCUCAAGCCCGAGAACCUGCUCUACGCCAGCCCCUGCGAGGACGCCAAGAUCAUGAUCACGGAUUUCGGGCUCUCCAAGGUGGAGUCGGACGGGGUGAUGGCCACAGCCUGCGGGACCCCCGGCUACGUGGCCCCCGAGCUCCUGGAGCAGAAGCCGUACGGGAAAGCCGUGGAUUCCUGGGCACUGGGCGUCAUCUCCUACAUCCUGCUGUGUGGUUACCCCCCCUUCUACGAUGACAACGACUCCGAACUCUUCGCCCAGAUCCUCAAAGGGGAGUUCGAGUUCGACUCACCCUAUUGGGACGACAUCUCGGAUUCGGCCAAGGAUUUCAUCCAGCAGCUGCUGCAGCGGGACCCCGAGAAGCGCUACACGUGCGACCAGGCCCUGCAGCACCCGUGGAUCGCGGGGGACACGGCCCUGGACAAAAACAUUCACGGCUCCGUCAGCGAACAGAUCCAGAAAAACUUCGCCAGGACUCAGUGGAAGCGAGCUUUCAACGCCACGUCCUUCCUGCGCCACAUCACCAAGCUGGGGCAGGGCCCCGAGGCCGACGAGCCGGAGGAGGAGGCACCCGGGGGGCAGAGCGGGGGCUGGUGACCCCAGAGGUGCUGGCGUCUGCAUGAGCCGCCCAACUGCAUGAAGGACCAAACCCCAGACCCAGCCGCCACCUCUGGGGCUGCGGCAUCCUGGGACCACAUGCCCCCCCCGCCUCUCCCAACUCACCCCCUGCCCCCCCGCCCCGCGACCGGAGCGAGCUGAGGC
Mauremys mutica (yellowpond turtle) is the source of this 1263-nucleotide messenger RNA. It is a transcript of the gene PNCK, whose product is annotated as pregnancy up-regulated nonubiquitous CaM kinase. The record is from RefSeq and is a predicted model, not a curated record. NCBI's taxonomy places the organism in Eukaryota, Metazoa, Chordata, Testudines, Geoemydidae. Gene Ontology annotation, cellular component: intracellular anatomical structure. Bases 91 to 1098 code for a protein of 335 amino acids. Gene Ontology annotation, molecular function: calcium/calmodulin-dependent protein kinase activity; calmodulin binding; ATP binding. The transcript has 12 exons. Gene Ontology annotation, biological process: peptidyl-serine phosphorylation.